Molecule: messenger RNA, 867 nt
Organism: Thermothelomyces thermophilus ATCC 42464
Lineage: Eukaryota; Fungi; Ascomycota; Sordariomycetes; Sordariales; Chaetomiaceae
Exons: 3
Coding region: 1-867 (288 amino acids)
Source: RefSeq, a predicted model, not a curated record
AUGGGGCGCUAUGUGCGGCCGCGAGCUCGCGAGCCCAUUUUUAGCGAAGGCCAUACAAACGAGUUUUGCGGAACCCGGGAUUCCACCCCCGAAGCCGCCGGCGCGUGCGCCCCGCUGCGCAUCGGUCGGUGGGUAUAUGAGAAGGGGGCGGGCAAGCCGGAAGCCAGAGGCAACUGCUACUUCUCCCACCCGUUGGCUGCGCGGAUCCGCCCGUCUUGGUGGUUGCGAGCUCGCGAGCCCAUUUUUAGCGAAGGCCAUACAAACGAGUUUUGCGGGGCCCGGGAUUCCACCCCGGAACCCGCCGGCGCGUGCGCCCCGCUGCGCAUCGGUCGGUGGCCUUCGCAGGCCGCUGUUGGUCCCAUUUCAUACGUCGCCGCCUUCGCGUGGUGCCCUACGGUCUGCCGGGGUACCGACGAUUGCGGCGAGCACCGCCUCAGCACCGCUGCUGCCACCGGCGCGACCUCGCCCGGGGGUGCGCGCGGCAUCUGGGAAGACUCUGCAGGCGUAAGGGAAUACCCCAUGUGCGCCGAGGGGUGGGCUAUGUGGGUGCUUGGCGGUUCGCCAGACCUUUCUAAAGCCACCGGGGGUACCUACCGGUUGGGGACGCCUACAGGGCUGAACCUCCCGGUCGGGCCUCCUCUUGGGGCGCUUAGGCGGCGACUUCGGGGCGCGAUCGCUCCCCGCUCUCGCCCGCCGACGGCGCUCUGGGGAAUUCAGGAGGGGAAAGCAGAUGUGACCCGCGGCUCGACCGGCGCAUUGCCGGACGAGCUGCGCGGCCACGCGGGCCCCCGCGCCCGCCGACCCAGUAACUUAGUGAACUCUUCCGCCCUGAAACACGGGCGGUUGGCCCUAACCGGCUCACGAUAG